GUUUCCACCUGGCGGCCAUUUUGCCCCGGGUCGUUGACAAAAUGGCGGUGUUGCUGGAAACGACGCUUGGUGAUCUGGUGGUUGAUUUGUACACGGAGGAGCGGCCUCGGGCCUGCUUGAAUUUUCUGAAGCUUUGUAAAACCAAGUAUUAUAAUUAUUGUCUCAUCCACAAUGUUCAGCGAGACUUCAUUAUGCAGACUGGUGACCCAACUGGAAGUGGUCGUGGAGGCGAAUCUAUUUUUUGUAAACUCUACGGAGACCAAGCCAGAUAUUUUGAGGCCGAAAAUGUGCCCCGAAUAAAACACAAGAAAAAGGGAACAGUAUCCAUGGUGAAUAAUGGCAAUGAUCAGCAUGGUUCUCAGUUCUUGAUUACUAUGGGAGAAAACUUGGAUUAUCUCAAUGGUGUACAUACAGUGUUUGGUGAGGUGACUGAAGGCAUGGAUGUUCUAAUGAAGAUCAAUGAAGCAUUUGUUGACAAGGAUUUCAGUCCAUAUCAAGAUAUUAGGAUAACCCAUACAGUAAUACUGGAAGAUCCAUUUGAUGACCCUAAAGAUUUGCAAAUUCCAGAUCGCUCACCAGAACCCACCAAAGAACAGCUUGAUAGUGGCAGAAUAGGAGCUGAUGAAGAAAUAGAUGAUUCCAAAGGAAAAUCAACAGCGGAAAUUGAAGAGGUGUCGGCAGAGAAAGAAGCAAGUACACGGGCCAUUCUGCUGGAAAUGGUUGGAGAUUUGCCAGAUGCAGAGAUAAAGCCCCCUGAAAACGUGCUUUUUGUUUGUAAACUCAAUCCAGUUACUACAGAUGAAGACUUGGAAAUCAUUUUUUCAAGAUUUGGAUCAAUCAGAAGCUGUGAGAUCAUACGAGAUUGGAAAACUGGAGAAUCUCUCUGCUAUGCCUUCAUUGAGUUUGAGAAGCAAGAAGACUGCGAGAAAGCAUACUUUAAAAUGGAUAAUGUGCUGAUAGAUGACAGGAGGAUCCACGUGGACUUCAGCCAAUCUGUUGCUAAGGUUCAGUGGAAGGGGAAAGGUGGAAAAUAUACCAAGGAGGAUUUUAAAGAGUAUGAGAAGAAUCUUGGCAAAUCUUCUAAUAUUUCCCUGAAGGAUAAAGCACAACUUAAGCAAGACUCCAAAUAUGAGCUGUUGUUGGAUGAGGGUGAGGCCAGUAGAAGCCACAGACAUAGCAAGAAACACCACAAGGAAAAACGGCAUCGGCGACAUUCAGAAGAAGGAGGUGACAAGCGGAAGGCAACAAAAUACAAGGCAGCUGCUGAGAGCGAGCUCGAACAACACAAAAGCCCAGAUGCCAUUGAUGAAUACGGCAGGGAUAAAAAGAGGGAUCAAAAGAAGCGUGAUCAUUAUCGGAGCCGAAGCAGAAGUGGGUCCCAGGAGAGAGACUACCACAAACACAGCAAGAGUAAGAAGAAGUCCAAAUAUCGUGAAGACACAGAAGAGAGGAAGAGCAGAAGUCCAAAACAAUCUAAGAAUAUGGAAUGAGUAUGGCUGGAGAGAGGGGAAUGCAAAUGGAUAGCUGUUUCUGGUGCAUUGUGGUCAAAUUAAAUUUAAUUCUUAAAAUGUUAAUAAAACAUGCAGGAAUGGCGUUCACAUUUUAAAUAAUUUUGUACUUGGUGUUUAGAACACAUCAGUUACUGCAUUGGCCAAAUGGAUCAAUCCUUAACAAUAUAUUUAACAUCAGAUUAUUUUAAAUGUAAAGCAGAUGUACAGCAUUCUGGAAUAGAUUAAAUGGAUCACAAUUGAAAUGGCAAAAACACUCUUGAAAUAAUUUCAAUCUCAUUUCCUGGAAAGCAAAAAUGGAAAAAGUUUGUUUCCAAAGGCACAAACAAAAUAAAGAAAACUCAGUGUAAUGCCAUUAUGCAAAAUUAUCAAUUUCAAAUUGUGCAGUAUAUGCAGUUAGUAUUUACUGGGUACUGUAUUUCCAAAAUAUUCAGUGGAUAUAUUAGGUAUGCAUUGCAAUGUUUUUGUAAUUGCUGCUCUGUACAACAGUACAAAAGUCUUUCAAUGCGAGAAAAUUUGAGCACUUGAAAACUAUUGUUGCCAUAGCAGCAUCCCUUUCCUCAACAUACAAGUACUUUUGCAUCUUUGGUAAUCUCUCUGGGAAUUAACAAGAGUCUAUUAGAUUAAGGGUGAAAAAUCAGAAACCGAUUUGAGUGGCUGAAUGGCCAUUCCUCAAAAACAAAAAAAGUACUUUGUUCCCCUCUUCAAUUGUGGAAACAACAAGGUAAUAAUUUUACUGCACUAAAUCUUUUACCAUAAUAAGUCCUUAGGGCCAUUUAACCUUUAAAAUAGGAUCAGUAUGCUUGGGACCAUAGAGGGAGGGCCAAGCAUUCAUUUGCAAAGUGACACAAAUACAAUAGGCUACUUGGCAAUAAUUCUGUGGUUUAUGGACCAGUGGAGUUUAUUCUUAUUCAAAGAUGCUUUCAUGUUUAAAGGCAAAAGACAAAAUGGUUUCUCACUAUCAUUUUCUCAAUUAUUUUAAUCCCCUCAAUUACAUCACACUAACCUACCCCCAUCAUUCAAUGUACUUGUCAGUUUGGAUGUUUGUACUUAAGUUACAAUUUCAAAUGUCUUCUCCAAACUCACUGCCAUUUCCAGUCUAUCAUCUACAACUAAAAUGCAUGGACAUGUCCAACUCGUUGAAGCAAGUUUCUCUUGAGAGCAAAAGGCUAUCCACUUCAUACUUUCCCUAUAUCAGACAAUUCUAUGUGUUUUGCAGUAGAAUUUGGAUCUUGGCACAAGUCAAUGAAGAUGAUUGCAUGGAUAAACAAUAUCAGCAAUCUACUUGAAUCAUCUGUUUUGUCUGAUAGACGUUGAUCAAACUAAUUUUAUAAAAAUCAUUUUGCACAGAAACAUUUAAUUUUUUUUCUAGCUUUAUACCAAGUCAUCCAGGAAUUAUAUUUGCAACCAUUUAAAAUCUUAACCUCUGUAUUUUCAAAUUUGCCUCUUUUGCAUCCUAUUUUUGUUAUGGAUAGUUGUUUGUGAGCCCAAUUCUCAUCCAAAACACUUAUUUUAAAUGUAACCAGGUUUUGUAAGUGACUGCUGCCUGUUAAAUUUUACUUGAUAAAACUUAUUCUAAGCACCAUAAAUCAUUUUUAUUUAAAUGUGCUAUGUUAUUUGCAUUGUAAUGCUUUGGUUUUGAAUAACAGGGAUUUGAUAUUUGCAAUCCUUGGAUUCUUGAGUUUUUUUUACAUGGAGCUAUUACAUGUUUUUAGACUUUUGAACGCACAAACUGUACAAAGUACACCCCUAGUCAGGAUUGAACCUGGGUCGCUGGCACACGGAGGCAGCAAUUCUACUGCUUCGCCACUGUUUAAUAAAUAACAAGAAUUGAGUUCUUCAUAGAGGACAAGAUUUGUAAACUUUGACAAGUGUAAAAUCACUCCAGCCUUAAUAUGAGAACUCCAGAAUCCAUUCAAGCACUGGGAUUAGGAGCAGAAGACUGUAUCUUUAAACUGGAACCACUAUUUAAUAAGAUAACGGCUGCAUUCCUGUCCACCUAUGGUAACCUUUGCCCCCUAAUCAAGAACUAUUGUACUUCUGCGAUAAAAAUAUAUUAAAAGACACUGCUUAUUUUGAGAAUUUCAAA
Molecule: messenger RNA, 3597 nt
Organism: Amblyraja radiata (thorny skate)
Lineage: Eukaryota; Metazoa; Chordata; Chondrichthyes; Rajiformes; Rajidae
Gene: ppil4
Product: peptidylprolyl isomerase (cyclophilin)-like 4
Exons: 13
Coding region: 42-1490 (482 amino acids)
Biological process (GO): protein peptidyl-prolyl isomerization
Cellular component (GO): nucleus
Molecular function (GO): RNA binding; peptidyl-prolyl cis-trans isomerase activity
Source: RefSeq, a predicted model, not a curated record